Molecule: messenger RNA, 2174 nt
Organism: Nicotiana attenuata
Lineage: Eukaryota; Viridiplantae; Streptophyta; Magnoliopsida; Solanales; Solanaceae
Product: probable beta-1,4-xylosyltransferase IRX10L
Exons: 2
Coding region: 274-1524 (416 amino acids)
Biological process (GO): plant-type secondary cell wall biogenesis; glucuronoxylan biosynthetic process
Molecular function (GO): 1,4-beta-D-xylan synthase activity; glucuronoxylan glucuronosyltransferase activity
Source: RefSeq, a predicted model, not a curated record
CUUACCUGUUGUAGUAGCCAACCUGUCUUAUUUUCAAGAUUACAAAUCCUACAUUUAAGGAGGCUUUCCAAUAGAUAUCCUUUUGGCGACCUGAUAGCGUGAAACUUCCAACUAUAUAUAUAUAUAUAGAGAGAGAGACUCCUCAACAAUUCUUUUUGUAGUUGAGGUAGAAAGCACCAUGCAUCUUUUAAAGUUACACAUCUUUUCUUCUUUUUGACUCAAAUCUUUUUCUGAUUGCUUGUGCCAUAGAAUUUUGUUCCCUAUAGUAGAAGAAUGACAAAUUGGAGUAGUAGCUUUCUGGGGUUUCUUCAUCUUGCUUUUAUUUUGAGAAUUGAAGCCUUAGAAUUUCAUAGGACUGAUCAACACAGUGAAAGAAUUUCAGGAAGUGCUGGUGAUGUUUUGGAAGAUAAUCCAAUAGGAAGGUUAAAAGUUUAUGUAUAUGAGCUUCCCAGCAAAUAUAACAAGAAAACUGUGCAGAGAGAUUCGCGAUGCCUCAAUCACAUGUUUGCAGCCGAGAUAUAUAUGCAUCGUUUCCUGUUAUCCAGUCCUGUUCGAACCCUUAAUCCAGAGGACGCGGAUUGGUUUUAUACUCCAGUUUACACAACUUGUGAGUACUUGACACCACAUGGUCAUCCUUUACCUUUCAAGUCACCACUUAUGAUGAGAAGCGCGAUUCAGCAUAUAGCUUCUAGCUUGCCAUACUGGAACAGGACACAAGGCGCGGAUCACUUCUUUAUUGUACCACAUGAUUUUGGUGCAUGUUUUCACUUCCAAGAAGAGAAAGCUAUUGAAAGAGGAAUUCUUCCGUUGCUGCAACAUGCUACCUUGGUUCAAACUUUCGGGCAACAAAAUCAUGUUUGUUUAAAGGAUGGUUCUAUAACUAUUCCCCCAUAUGCUCCUCCACAGAAAAUUCAAUCCCACUUGAUCCCUCCUGAUACACCAAGAUCCAUCUUUGUUUAUUUCCGAGGCUUGUUUUAUGACGAUAGGAAUGAUCCUGAAGGCGGGUACUAUGCACGAGGUGCUCGAGCAGCAGUGUGGGAAAACUUUAAGGACAAUCCUCUCUUUGAUAUUUCUACAGAUCAUCCAACAACAUACUACGAGGACAUGCAACGAGCUAUCUUUUGCUUGUGCCCUCUCGGAUGGGCUCCGUGGAGUCCAAGACUGGUUGAAGCUGUUAUAUUCGGAUGCAUCCCCGUUAUAAUAGCAGAUGACAUUGUGUUACCAUUUGCUGAUGCAAUUCUAUGGGAAGAUAUCGGAUUGUUUGUAGCAGAGAAGGAUGUUCCAUAUUUGGAUAACAUUCUCACUUCUAUUCCACCACAAGAAAUAUUGAGGAAGCAGAGAUUGCUUGCCAAUCCUGCAAUAAAGAAGGCAAUGUUAUUUCUACAACCUGCUCAACAAGGUGAUGCUUUCCACCAAAUUUUGAAUGAACUUGCUCGUAAAUUACCUCAUCACAAGACAAUAUACGGCGACAACAUCUUAUUAAACUGGACUGCUGGUCCAGUUGGUGAUCUAAAACCUUGGUAGGAUCGAGCUGCAUAUGGAUAGAAAUGCAGGGUAAGGCUGCGUACAAUAGACCCUUGUGGUCUGGCCCUUCCCGGACCCUGUGCAUAGCGGGAACUUAGUGCACCGGGCUGCCCUUUAUUCUUUAUCUAUCAUAACAUACAUUCAGUUAUCCCGAAGGGUGGACUAUGAAGAUCAGGGGAUGGAAUAUCAGCAUUUCAGCUUGCAACCAUCAGUCCUUUGCCUAAUUGAAUACAUGAAGCUAAUUAAUUUGGGAUGUCGUCGUUAAAAGUUAUCUUUGAUCUGCUUGGAACAGUUAUGAGCAAUGUCGGCUUCCUAGUUUUUAGAUUUAGAAAGAAUUUGGUUUAGUUAACUUUUGAUUGGUAAAGCUGAAUGCAUCAUCAAUUUCAUUAAUAGCUCUUCAUUUUCACAUUGAAGAGUAAAUGAGUGCAACAGAAGAAGUUUUAAGCUCAGACAGGGUGAUGAAACCAUUACUUAAUAAGCUAGUGUAUAAAAGAAACACAUUUAACUUCAGUUGCAUUGAUCAACGAUGUACCUGUAAUUGUUCACUUGUGGAUGAAGACCUCGAAACCAGACAGAAGCAACAUCUUAUUAAACUGGACUGCUGGUCCAGUUGGUGCAAAUUUUGAUUAAUGUGGGAAGAAGAAAGAUAA